ACUUUUCCUUGUAGAAUCUGCAACAGUCGAGAGGGUUUGGAAACAACUUCAAGUUCCCCGAGGGUGGGCCUUCUGGUUCUACGGCUGGUGUCGCUUCGGGCAAUGCAGGAUUUACGGAGGAGAAUGCUGACGAUGACUUGUAUGCGUAAGAAAAAAGGACUGUAUAUCUUCGACCCUCUUGUUUUUGUACGUUUUUAAUUUCAUGAGAUGAGUGGUAGACGAUCCAAUGUCAAUGUUAUUGCUCGUUACAUGUGCUUUAUGAGUAAUUUCUUGCCGCGGAGAUUGCCACGUGGAAAUAUGGUACUUGUUCCCAAAUUACUGCAGUCCUGAACGCGGUGUAGGGCAUCAUCCCCAGAAAUUUGGCAAAACAGAGUAGCGGACAAAUUUCUUCUUGGCACCGCAACCACGGAAAUGUCGACGAAGCAGUCACCACCGCUGUCGAAGCCGUCACUUCGGAAGAGGCUCUCGGGAUUCGCAACGACACCGCUACUGCCAGUAAAGAAGUCUCUUCAUGACAAUAUCGACUUUGUUCCAUCCUCGAUACCGGCCCAACGGAGGCUGGAAAUGCUGGCAGUGUCCAUUUGGUCGAUUCUGAUAGUCGGAUCCUGCACGCUGUUCAUCUUUCUGUGUUCCUUUCCGCCGUUGUGGCCUCUUCUUACUUGCUAUACGAUUUGGGUGCAUUACCUUGACAAAUCGCCUGAGCACGGAGGGCGGGUCUGGCACUGGUACCGCCGGUGUGCGUGGUGGAGGUAUUUCGUGGCAUACUAUCCUAUUACAUGCUUGAAGGAGGCAGACUUACCGCCAAAUCGAACUUAUGUUUUUGGUUACCAUCCACAUGGAAUCAUUGGCAUGGGGGCUUUUGCAAACUUCGGUACCGAUGUGACUGGCUUCCCCAAACUGUUCCCUGGAAUUACAACGCAUCUUCUCACCCUUUCGAGCAACUUUAAGCUUCCAUUCUAUCGAGAACUGAUGAUACAUUUGGGAAUGGGGAGCGUGAACAAGAAGUCGUGCAGUAACAUCCUACACAGCGGACCGGGACAGUCUAUCACUAUCGUCGUCGGAGGGGCCGCCGAGAGUCUGAGCGCUCACCCAGGAACCGCCGAUCUGACUCUUCGUAAACGACUAGGGUUUAUCAAAAUUGCGAUUCAGGAAGGAGCGGACCUUGUGCCGGUCUUCUCUUUCGGAGAAAACGAUAUUUUUUCUCAAAUGCCCAACGAGAAGGGAACUGCCACCUACAUGUUCCAGAAGAAGUUUCAGGCGAUCUUUGGCUUUACUUUGCCGCUGUUCCAUGGAAGAGGGAUGCUCAAUUAUAACCUUGGUCUUCUCCCGUAUAGGCGAAGAAUUACCGCCGUCGUCGGACGUCCCAUUCCCGUGAAGCAAGUCAAUCAACCAGACAUAGAGGAAGUCCAGCGCAUCCAAACUCUCUACAUCGCGGAACUGCAGCGGAUUUGGGAUUCCCACAAGGAUGAGUUUGCCAAGGCUAGGAAGCGGGAGUUGAAUAUUAUCGAUUAGUAUUCAUUCAUUGAACGGCUUUUGGUUAUAACUCGAAUCUUUUGUGA
Molecule: messenger RNA, 1559 nt
Organism: Guyanagaster necrorhizus
Lineage: Eukaryota; Fungi; Basidiomycota; Agaricomycetes; Agaricales; Physalacriaceae
Product: DAGAT-domain-containing protein
Exons: 14
Coding region: 412-1512 (366 amino acids)
Biological process (GO): triglyceride biosynthetic process
Cellular component (GO): endoplasmic reticulum membrane
Molecular function (GO): diacylglycerol O-acyltransferase activity
Source: RefSeq, a predicted model, not a curated record